AUGGCCGCUCUUAGAGUCUUCUCUCUUUACAUAUCUAGCAGUGUAACGAGAUGAUCUUGGCUGAAUGAUGUCCGCGGCGUCGCGGAGAUGACCAUCUCAAUCGCCGGCGAGUGACGUCUGACGUCGAGUAUCAAAAUGUGAUUGACAAUCGCGCGGUUUCGAAGCAGUCGCGACGAGCCUGUACCUCAUUCCUUCUUCCAUCUCUGAGAGUCGAGUUUGCGGAGAGAUGUCCGGCGAUAAAUCGCGCGAAAGUCCGGGAUCAAUGGCGGUCGCGGCGAAUUCCUUCGACGCCUGGCUCAGCAAGAAGUUGCAGGCCCUCAACACGGACGAGGGUGUCUUCGGUACGUACAUCAAGAGCAUCCUCGAGAGCGACGAGUCCGAGGACGAGAAGACUGAGGCGCUUGAAAGCAUACUCGCGGGCAUAACGGAGGAUAAUAUCAGUAAACAUGUAGCAGAAAUCUUAAGCGCGUGGGCAGAGUGGUUGCCAGCUAAAGAUUUAACUACGGCAUCUGCACCAACAGAAGAUGUCGAUGUUAGAUUAGCUAAGAUGUUGGAAUCACAGAGUCUGCCUACAACAACACAGAGGAGCUAUACAGAGGAAGAGAGACGAAUACGGGAAGCUAUACUAGCGCAAUAUAGUCAAAUGUCUGAUGAAGAUAAUAGCGAAGGAGAUGGGGAAGAAGAAGGAGCCGGCGGUGGAGAUUGUGGAAUUGAAAAAAAUUUAAAUGCAGCCACUAUUGUACAACAAGAAAGAGAAAAAAGAGAAAAGGCCAAGCUUGAAAGCCAAAAAAAGAAAGAGAAAGAUAAAGAAGACAGAGAAAAACAAAAACAAUUGAAAGAAGAAAAAAAAGAGAAAAGAAAAACUCAAAAAGGAGAGAGACGAAGGUAGCAUCGAAACAAAAGCAAUGCAAAAUUUACCUCAAAUUACCAAAUACAUAUAUGCUGCUGUAUUCGUAUACAUCUAUCCUUAUUGUCGUGUAUGCAACGAUCUCUGACAAUUAUUUAAACCAGUCAACCAUCUUAUAUUUUCAUUAAAAGAAUAUAUGUGUGUAGUAUCCAUGUCGUUAGAAGAUGAAUUUGUAGACUCAAUAUGAAUGCAUCACAAAAGGAUAUCUUCUACGAUAUCCUUCAUAAUGUUGGAUCAUCCUGUGCCUUCUGUCUAAAACAUCGUCCCCUUCCUCGAGAGGUUAGUUACUUAUACUCAUCCUUUUUUAUCCUUUUUAACAUAAUUUUAUAAUUUAUAUUCAGAACUUCUCUCUGUGUGUAUAAUAUUGUUUGCUAUUAAAAUGUAAUAAUUAUUAAAUACUAUUAAUUUAAAAGCAAAACAAUCCAUGUUUACUCGACAACAGUUCUGAAUAUAAAUGUAAUUUUCAUCUCUUGAUACGCUUAGCACAUUGCGUUUUAUUUUAUUAUACGAAUAUGUUAAAUAAACUAUUUAAAUCGUCGAUGAUAUUUGAUAUUGAAUACUCUGUAGAAUAUAUAUCCAAUACUAUUCAAGUUCUCAAUACUGUAUACAAUAGGAAAUAUAAAAAUUCUGUAAGGAAUAUAAUAGCGGGG
This is a messenger RNA of Formica exsecta, 1557 nucleotides long. Its product is annotated as coiled-coil domain-containing protein 43. Lineage: Eukaryota; Metazoa; Arthropoda; Insecta; Hymenoptera; Formicidae. The transcript is spliced from 3 exons. The record is from RefSeq and is a predicted model, not a curated record. Bases 227 to 889 code for a protein of 220 amino acids.